GCUAACAGCUGUUUUUCAUUAUUUUACAAUUCGGUAUAUCGCGCUGCUAAAUUCGAGAUCGGAAAUAUUUACAUAAGAGUCAACGCAAAAACCUAGACAAUGGCAUUGUUUGAAAUGAAGUGGCUUCGCCGUUUCGUACGUCGCCACACAAAUCCGAUACCGGAGCAUCGUGCCGAUUUGUGGAAGCGCCGCCUAAGCAUUGGCUAUGCAAUACUAGCAUGGCAAGCGUUUGGCUUCGUGUGCUACAUGGUCUUCACCGGUCGCAACGACUGGGCCAAAUACUAUGGCUACAAAUCGGAGGAGGAUCUGGCACUGUCACCGGCACAGCAAUUUGCCAAGCAUAUUAGAGUAGAAGGCUCCGGAAAAAUUAUACGUCUAUCAGGAUUUUCCAAAGUGGAAGAGGUACCCUUCGACUCAAACACCGUAGAGCGGGUGAAGGACUGAUCAUAUCUGAUAAUUUAGUUGGUAAUUUAUCUAAUGUAAUGUGUUUUUUUUUUGUUGCAAAAUAAAUUUAACAAAACUAGUGUAUAUGGUAUUUCGAGACACGUGUUGGUAUUUUACCGACAACGAAGAACGGUCACAUUGGCAGCGAAGGCAAACAGAAACAGACGCCGCUGCAGCAAACACAAACAAUCAAAGCUAAGGCUGGUAACACACGAGCAGCAAAGGCAUCUGCAAUAAUAAUAACAAUAAUAGCACCAACAAUAUUGGCAAAAAUCAAUUAGGAACGCGUCCUGCAGUUCCAGAAGAGAGAGACAGAGUGUGUCUUAAACAACGUGGUCGUCUAACGGCAUUUAAGUUUGUUAACAAUUACAAAAGCAAAGUCAAAGUGCAUAUGCUGCAAACACACACAGUGGCGUAACACACACAUAUAUACGCAUUUAUAUGUAUAUAUAUACUUAUAUAUAUAUGUGUACAUAUAUGUAUAUGUAUUGUGUGUACCGUUGAUUGAUUAUUACUGUUGAUUGCAGCUGCCUCUAACAUUGCAUCUCUUGCGGAGGACAAGGAACCUCGAGUUCUGCCUCCUCCAAUAACUCAUCGCACAAGCAACAACCGCAGCAUUCCAACAACAAUCGACAGAAAUCACAGUCCAGCACAUCCCUUAACACAGCGCAUGAGCAACAGCAACUGUCCCAACAGCAGCAGCAGCAGCAGCAACAACAACAACAACAACAACAA
This is a messenger RNA of Drosophila montana, 1179 nucleotides long. RefSeq lists its product as uncharacterized. Lineage: Eukaryota; Metazoa; Arthropoda; Insecta; Diptera; Drosophilidae. The record is from RefSeq and is a predicted model, not a curated record. The transcript is spliced from 3 exons. Bases 100 to 444 code for a protein of 114 amino acids.